Homo sapiens (human) is the source of this 2983-nucleotide messenger RNA. It is a transcript of the gene SLC36A3, whose product is annotated as solute carrier family 36 member 3. Gene Ontology annotation, cellular component: membrane. The coding region runs from base 413 to 1948 and encodes 511 amino acids. NCBI's taxonomy places the organism in Eukaryota, Metazoa, Chordata, Mammalia, Primates, Hominidae. The transcript has 11 exons. The record is from RefSeq and is marked validated.
GAGCCUGGCCCCACGUCCAGGCACCAGGACCUCCAAUCCAAUGGUGUCUUCUUCCUCCCAGUCACACUGUUCACUUUGCCCUACAGCAGCAAGGGCUAAACUAGGAGAGGCCAAAAGCCCAGGCAAGUCCUGGUUGGGCAAGCAAUUGCGAGUGAAACUGAGGACCAUCCUGACUGAGAUGGGUCUUUCAUAAGUCCCCCAAGAGCCAGGUGAGGCAUCAUCAACAUCAGCCUCUCCUGCCACCACCGCUUCCCUGAUUCAUGCACUUCAGGCUUCAGCCAGCAGCACGCAUCCUUGGGGUUAGGAGCCAGCAUCUCAGGUCAGCAGCCAUGGUUUCUCUGGAGAAAGACCCAUCAGAGGCUCAUUCAGAGCCUUAACCCUGAGCCUCUGCCACCUACCCACCGUGUUGAAGAUGUCAUUGCUUGGAAGGGACUACAACAGUGAGCUGAACUCCUUGGACAACGGACCUCAGUCACCCUCAGAGAGCAGCAGUAGCAUUACUUCAGAGAAUGUCCAUCCUGCUGGAGAAGCUGGACUAUCGAUGAUGCAAACUUUGAUCCACUUGUUGAAAUGCAACAUUGGCACAGGGCUCCUGGGGCUUCCCCUGGCCAUAAAGAAUGCCGGCUUGUUGGUCGGUCCUGUCAGCCUUCUGGCCAUCGGGGUCCUCACCGUGCACUGCAUGGUCAUCCUGUUGAACUGUGCUCAACACCUCAGCCAGAGACUGCAGAAGACUUUUGUGAACUAUGGAGAGGCCACGAUGUACGGCCUUGAAACCUGCCCGAACACCUGGCUGAGGGCCCAUGCAGUGUGGGGAAGAUGGAAUUUGGCUCUGUCACCCAGGCUGGAGUGCAGUGGCAAGAUCUCAGCUCACUGCAACCCCCACCUUCAGGGUUCAAGCAAUUCUCCUGCCCAAGCCUCCCGAGUAGCUGGGAUUUACAGGUACACUGUCAGCUUCUUAUUAGUCAUCACCCAGCUGGGCUUCUGCAGUGUUUAUUUUAUGUUUAUGGCAGACAAUUUACAACAGAUGGUGGAAAAAGCCCACGUGACCUCCAACAUCUGCCAGCCCAGGGAGAUUCUGACGCUGACCCCCAUCCUGGACAUUCGUUUCUACAUGCUGAUAAUCCUGCCCUUCCUGAUCCUGUUGGUGUUUAUCCAGAACCUCAAGGUGCUGUCCGUCUUCUCGACAUUGGCCAACAUCACCACCCUUGGGAGCAUGGCUCUGAUCUUUGAGUAUAUCAUGGAGGGGAUUCCAUAUCCCAGCAACCUACCCUUGAUGGCAAACUGGAAGACCUUCUUGCUGUUCUUUGGUACAGCCAUCUUCACAUUUGAAGGCGUCGGUAUGGUUCUGCCUCUCAAAAACCAGAUGAAGCAUCCACAGCAGUUUUCUUUUGUUCUGUACUUGGGGAUGUCCAUUGUCAUCAUCCUCUAUAUCUUACUGGGGACACUGGGCUACAUGAAGUUUGGGUCAGACACCCAGGCCAGCAUCACCCUCAACUUGCCCAAUUGCUGGUUGUACCAGUCAGUCAAGCUGAUGUACUCUAUCGGCAUCUUCUUCACCUAUGCCCUCCAGUUCCACGUCCCAGCUGAGAUCAUCAUCCCGUUUGCCAUCUCCCAAGUGUCAGAGAGCUGGGCACUGUUUGUAGACCUGUCUGUCCGCUCAGCCUUGGUCUGUCUAACCUGUGUCUCAGCCAUCCUCAUCCCCCGCCUGGACUUGGUCAUCUCCCUGGUAGGCUCCGUGAGCAGCAGCGCCCUGGCUCUCAUCAUCCCAGCCCUCCUGGAGAUCGUCAUCUUUUACUCUGAGGACAUGAGCUGUGUCACCAUUGCCAAGGACAUCAUGAUUAGCAUCGUGGGCCUUUUAGGGUGUAUAUUUGGGACAUACCAAGCCCUCUAUGAGUUGCCCCAACCCAUCAGCCAUUCCAUGGCCAACUCCACAGGUGUCCAUGCAUAAUUAUCUGUUUUUAUUCUAAUAGCUCUCCCUUCCUCCCAUCCCCAGUUUGACUUCCAUGUGGAUGUUAUAUACCUUCAUCAAAUCCCAACAUCUCUAUAUUAAUUAGUGGCGUCUUUAUCUUUCCAAGAGAAAUGCAGAUGAGAAAAGUUAGCACUGAUGUCUCUCAGGCUACACCUCUUUUGGUUUUAUAUUUUUUGGAUGGCCUUUUGUACCUCUGAACCAAAAUUAGAUUCAACUAUUCAUAUUAUCAGCCUCAUUUUAUGGAAAAGGGAUGCCACUUACCCCAAUAGCCCUUGAAACAGAGACCAAGCAUAAAUACAAAAGUAACUGUUUUCUCUACACUGCAGUAGCUGCCCUUAAAGCAUCAGAUUUAGAAAAGUGUAUGUUGGGCGAAGGGAGUUUUCUAUUUAGAUAUUCUAAGUAGAAGAGUCAUAGACAGAACAAAAACAGAACUCAGCAGUAAUUUUGUCCAACCACUGGCUCCGCCACUGAUUUCCUACUGGCCCUCAGGCAAGUUCCUCCCCAUCUCUCAGUCUAUGAAGUGAACAGUUGGACUAACUGAUUAUUAAGGACUCUGUCAACUCUGAUAUUCUGAAAGUGAAUAAAAGAAAUUAACUUAUCCACCAACCACAAAAACUGGCCAUGCUAGUGUUGGUGAGGAGGUGGAGUAACUGAAACUCCAUACCCUGCUAUGUGGAUAGAAAGUAGUACAAUCAGUUUGAUAAACAUCUUGUAGUUUCUUUAAAACUUAAACAUAUACCUACCAUAUGAUCCAACUAUUCCACUCCAGAAAAAAGAAAUAUAUAUCCAUAAAAAGACUUGUACAAAAAUAUUCAUGGUAACUUUACUUAUAAAAGCAAAGAAGUUGGAAAUACUCUAAAUGUCUAUAAACAAGAGAAUGGAUAAAUAAAUUGUGAUGUAGCCAUACAAUGGAAUAUUCCUCAGCAAGGAACAGAAACAAACUGUUGAAAUACACAAUAAAAUGUAUGAAUCUUAAAAUAAAUAUGCUGAAUGACAAAAUCCAGACCAAAAAAA